Molecule: messenger RNA, 4630 nt
Organism: Paramuricea clavata
Lineage: Eukaryota; Metazoa; Cnidaria; Anthozoa; Malacalcyonacea; Plexauridae
Source: the annotation of a GenBank genome assembly
AUGUUUCUGGAAGAACUUUUUGGUAGUUGUGUGGCCCUUUUCUCGAGUUUGAUCAUUCAAACACCGCCGAUAUCCCGAGAAAAUCUGCAAAGGGAAUACACGUUGAUAUCCGUGCAAAAUCCUGAACAAGACGAAGUAUAUGAUGGCUUAAUACACCGUGAGUAUGAACAAGAGGCACCGACAGAGGUGCCUUAUUAUGAGGAUGGAACGUUUGUUUUGAUGCAAGCUGACACAAAACGAAAUUUCUUGGAAUCAUUAAUCCGAAGUUUGAAGGCAAAUGUCGGAUUAAUAACGGCGGUUGUUGUCGUAUUAGGUUCGCUCACAGUUGGAGUCGUCUACGUGGAGUUGAAUUCAAAUGACGCUUGUGUACAAUGGAUGCAUAAAAAUCUUACUAUUCCAGCGAACGUACAGACAUUACGGAUUGUUGGAAUGUCUGUCCGAUUACUGCCGUUGUUUUCAUGGUUUCCAGCAUGCAUCACCUUGUUGUGGGGUUUCAGAGAGUUUAAAAAGAAUUACCUUGUGUGUUUAUUUUUCUGCGCGUUUGUACCAGGAUCCAUAACUUGUGUUUAUCGAAUUAUUAUGCUGGAUAAGUUUACAAAAGUCGCUUACAACCCAUACAGGUUAGUACAUCCACAAAAAAACUUGCGCUGUUUGAUUUCAUGUAAGGUAAAGCCGGUUUUUCAUUAGGCGGAAUUUUGCGCGCGGAGCGGAAUUCUUCUUUGUCUUUUGAUUUCUUGGGUGGAACUAUAUAAUUAGAAAAGACAAAGAAAAAUUCCGCUCCGCGCGCAAAAUUCCGCCUAGUGGAAAACCGGCUUAAAAGCUAUAAAAGCUAUUACAUUCAAAUACAUUUUAUUGUAUUCAGGAAAGGCUGACUUAGAUUUUGAUAUACAGCUCUAAAAAUGUCAUUUAAUAUUACGUGAGAUACAAAUUUUGAAUUUGGCGCACGCUUGAAAAAUGAGUAAAAAAUCAAGAAACAUGCAUGGCUGAUUAAAUUUAUAUGAAAACAAUUGCUAUUUUCCACAAAAAUUAACAAUUUCAAUUUUAGCAUUUCAACUCAACUUUAAUUUCGGGUAAUGUCCUAGUAUAAUUUAGGCUUUCGUGUUUCUUGGGAAGCGAAAUAAGCAUGAAACAUUUAAAAAUGUUCGAAAGCAUAUUUGAGGUCCUUUGUAUUAUAAAGUUCGUCUAACAUUUAAAAAUGUUCGAAAGCAUAUUUGAGGUCCUUUGUAUUAUAAAGUUGGUCUGCGAUCGCCUUUCGAAUAUGCCUCGAUUAACAAAAGAUCAAAGAGUUUGGGUUUUAUGGUUUCCCAUGCAAGACAUUGUAUACGUGAACAAGGACAUACUUUCUAAGACGAAUUAAUGUUUUAUAAAAUAACAUGUAUAUAACGCGUGGUCUGAUUGGUCGAAACCCGUGUUUGGAUCAGGCCAUCCAAACACGGAAAUUUAAAGUGAAAGUUUUUUAAAGUGAAAUUUUAACACGGAAAGUUGUUAUUUUAUAAAACAAUUACUUUAUGGUUUCCGUGUUUGGAUGGCCUGAUCCAAACACUUGGGAAUGUUGCUCGAGUUAAGAAAAGCGCGCAAAAUCACUCGCCUUCGGCUCGUGUUUCGCGCGCUUUUCUUAACUCUCGCAACAUUCCCGCGUGUUUGGAUCAGGCCAUCCAAACACGGAAACCAUAAAGUAAUUGUAUAAUCCAACGUUUUUCAUUCGUUCUUUUGGCCACAAUAAAACUAUUAAUAUAUCAAGUUUUAACCAAAAAAAUAAUGACAUGAUGAAAAAAAUUGACAGGCAAUUUCAUGCAAAUUUUUAACAUUGUCAAAUAUGCUUAUUCGAUUUAAAACAUCGAUAGCUCAGUAAAUGUUGCAAGGACAUUCAAAUGUUAUAUAUCAAAAUCUAAGUUAGCCCUUUCUGAAUACAAUGAAACUUAUUUGAGUGCAAUAGCUUUUAUAGUUUUUACGUUACAUUAAAUCAAACAGCGCAAGUUUUUUUUGGGACACCCGGUAGUAAACUAGUUUAUACUAGCAUAAAUACUAGUUUCCAAAUAUUCUAUAAAAUCUUGUUGAAUUUUACGACAGCCACUUGGAAGUUGAAAGUAUAGAGGGCUAAACUCUAGAAUAGUCCUCUUGAUACUAAAAUUCCAGAAUCAAUUUACUCUUUUGAAAAGAUUUUUUGAAACAGGAUGUUGAUCGGGCAUCUGCACUGUAACGUCAAUUGUAACUUUUUGUAAUGGAUGGUAAAAAACUUGCUCUUUCUCUUCUUCACCGAGUUAAAAUUGUUUGACACUCUUCGUGGAACUGGUGACGAGGCAAGGGUGAUUAAACUAGAAAAUACAUGCAUGCAGAAACCCUCGCCUCCUGACAAAACCAUUGUAUUUUCCGAACAUGAAGUAUUUAAAGUACUUGUCAUGGUAACACGAUAAUUUUUUAAGAAUAUUUUUACAAAUGAAAAAUCCCCUAAAAAUAUCACUUUAAUUACAAAAUUACCAAUUUCCCAAACAUAUCGAUAAACUUUGAUAUAAAAUGAUUUCAAAUGCUCGCAUGCAAAUAACUUUGCUUUCUUUUCUAUUUAAAAAAUUUAAUAUAAUAAAAAGGGUAGUCAAUAAAGUAUACACUGAAAUUAUAUCAUGCUGUCUUGUUUCGUUAUACGCAACGUUUAUACGAUCGGCUUUUAAAGCAAUUAUAAAGCAAACAAUACAUUGAUAUUUAAAACAAACUUACCUUCGUUAACGUCGGCGCCUUUGCUCCCUUCUUUAGCCGAUUCUUUCGCCCUUUUUUCUUAAAAAGCUUUUGAAAUUUACAAAAUCUUGCAAAAAUGAAAUAUAUUUGCAAGAAAUCAUCAAAUCAAGAAAGGUUUGCUAUUUCGCUGUCGCAGACCUGCCAACUCUCAUGAUUCCACCGUGUGUCACACGAUUUUUGUACAUUUCUCACAGUCUCACGACAUGACUCAGUUUUCUCACGAUUUUAAUUCUUUAUUUCAUUUCUUGCAAUUUACUUUGUUACCUCUACUUUAGUUUGAUACUAAGAUUUUAUUCAGACAGAAAUUACUUGUUUAUAAUUCUUAAAUUCCAGGAUUUUUCAUUUUCAUUAGUUGAAGUAAAGUUAAGUCAGAAAUUCCGAAAAAAUACGUUAGUUUCGGGCGAGAAGGUGCAGUUAGUUUUUGAUAAUUUUUUGCAGGCUAAUGCAUAAAUUACAUAAAUUAUGCAUCACAUCCCUUUAUUUAAAUACAACAUAGCGUCAAUGAAGUUCUUAUUCAACAGUUUUUCCUACUGUAUUCAUAAACGUGUUGUAAAUGUUAAAUACAGUCAAAUUAAUUCAUUCUUACUACUUUUUGUGAAAUCUCCAGAUUUUUUGUCACUAGAGAAGAAAAUGUCGGGAGUUUUUACUCGCUCAGGUUGGCAGGUCUGCAUGCUGUCGUCAUGCAGUCGUUAUAAUGCAAAUUUUAAAUUUGACCAAUCAGUGUUCGCUAUUCAUGACAGUCGGCCAUAUUUUUGAGAUCAGUGAGGAUGACCACUCAUCGUUGGUCACCCACGGCCCGCGAUCAUUGAUGAACUUUAAACUUCGCUAAUGCUUUCGUUUCUCCGCGUGUAAAUAGCAGGCGGGAAUUAGUACCCUCGCCCCGGGCUUACGCCCGGAACGGCGCUCCGCACCGUUUGCUCGGGGAUAAAGUUUUACAUUGAUUCAGUAAUUACUAAGGAGGAAGGGAAGGCAGGGCGACUUUGCAAAGUGUCGUCACUGUUUGUGACAAGUUUCUUUGUUUUUUUUUUAUAGACUACUAGCCCAUUUUCUAUUUGUGUCUUCUAUUGGCUGUGGAGCUUACCUAGUUGCUCGUAAAUUCAAGAAAGUCAACUCGACAACAUCGUACAGUGUGUUCCGCAUUUUUUUCAUUCUUUCGUUCGUUUUCCUAAGUUCCUGCUUAUUUGCCUAUAUCUACACGUUUAUUAUCAUCAAGUAUUUUAGAAAAACUGAAGGCAAAAUAAAGAAAGCCAUAAUCGCCGCAGUCACACCCGGAAUGGUUUUCCCAGUGACUGCAUUUGUAAAAUACCUUAUUCUCAGAAAGAGUUCGGAGAUUAUUACACCAGAUCGAGCUUUUGUGUUGUGUUAUUUCCUACGCGGGGGUGCAAUUGUACUAUACCGAAGUACCGAACUAUGCAGUCUGGUUUUCAAGAUAUCCGGCUUUUCGUUGGUUUAUCACUGUUACAUGGUAUCUCAAACGUUCUAAGUAAGGCAACUCUUAACGUUCGUAUAAAACUUUGGAGGUUUUUCAUAAAAUAUUUUAACAGAAUAUGCUGUGGACCAAGAUUGGAAGUACAACCUUUAAAUUCGCCACGUAUUCGUCGAUUCAACGCAGAUCUUGAAAUUCAGAAUAUCUUGUUCGAGUACACCACGGUCAUCUUAAGUCAGGCGUAUUUAGCAUGUUAUCUUGUAAUGAGCUACGAUGUUCCGUCCUGGCAAGUGAUAAAAGAUUCCUUAAUCCGGGUAGCGAUAAGUUUGGCCAUAGAUUUUGCAUUCAAUAUUAUGUCUGUGUUCAUUCAGAUUCACUUUUAUGACAUUCCGACGCAAAAGAUUUGGAUAAAAUACUGGAGACGACAUGUCAUUGCUAACGCUGUCAUGAUCAUCAUUUUUGUAGCAUAUUUUG